CGGACAUGCAAAACCCCCCGGCCCGUGUUGUUUACUUCGAGGUUGAAGAGGAAGGGCCGUUUAGAUCACAGGUCGAGAGCGCGCCUCGCUUUUUUUGGGCCGCGCCUAGCUAGAUCCUCGCCGAGUUUUCGCUGCUUCUGCCAAUGGCCGCAACGAUGAUGAAGUCCGCCGUGGCCGCGAGCUGCGCCAUGGAUCGAUUGAGCGCAUCCGCCUCGAAUGCGUCCCAGGCAGCGUCUUGCAACAUGGUCGCGUCUCCAAAGCCAAAGGCUUUUAAGAUGGCUGCUAAGAUGGAUUCUUUCUUCGGUGUGUCCGAUCUGAGCUUCUCGGCUCCCUUGACGAGCCGUGCCACAAAGGGUUCCAUGGUUUCGGUGCGAGCAGCGCUGGCGGAGGCUCCCACAAAGCCAAAAUCUGCGGGAACUAAAGGAAAGACUAGGAUUGGCAUCAAUGGUUUUGGACGCAUUGGAAGACUCGUUCUCCGAGUUGCGUUGACACGAGAUGACAUUGAAGUGGUAGCGGUGAAUGAUCCAUUCACCAGUGCCAAGUACAUGGCUUACCUCUUCAAGUAUGACUCCACUCACGGGAUCUUUCACGAGGAAGUUAAAGCCGUGGAUGACACCACCCUGGAAGUUGGUGGUCACAAGAUCAAGGUCUAUGGACAGCGUGAUCCCGCUGAUAUCCCAUGGGGUGAUGCCGGCGUCGACUUUGUCGUUGAGGCCUCUGGCGUCUUUACCAAGACCGAAAAGGCGUCUGCGCACUUAAAGGGAGGAGCCAAGAAGGUCGUUAUUUCAGCACCCUCGGAAGACGCGCCAAUGUUCGUUGUUGGUGUGAAUCACGAGAAAUACAAAGCCGAGCAAGACAUUGUUUCGAAUGCUAGCUGCACAACCAAUUGCCUUGCUCCUUUGGCCAAGGUUAUCAAUGAUGAAUUUGGUCUGGCUGAGGGUCUUAUGACGACUGUCCACGCAACCACAGCAACUCAGAAAACUGUGGAUGGUCCCUCUGGAAAGGAUUGGCGAGGCGGACGAGGUGCCGGCCAGAAUAUCAUCCCCAGCUCUACCGGAGCAGCAAAGGCUGUCGGCAAGGUUCUUCCAGAGCUUAAUGGCAAGCUCACAGGAAUGGCGUUCCGUGUCCCAACUCCAAACGUCUCAGUCGUCGACUUGACAUGCCGAUUGUCCAAGGAAGCUUCUUACGACGAAAUCAAGGCCGCCAUCAAGGCCGCAUCCGAGGGAUCUCUCAAGGGCAUCCUCGGCUACACCGAGGACCCUGUUGUCUCUAACGAUUUCAUUGGCGAUGCCAGGUCGAGCAUCUUUGACGCUGCUGCUGGAAUUCCAUUGAGCAAAAGCUUCGUCAAGCUCGUGGCGUGGUAUGACAACGAAUGGGGAUACAGCACCCGGGUCGUGGAUCUUCUCAACCACAUGGCAACUGUCUUGGCCGCCAGUAAGAGCAAGUGAGAAACAAACGCGGCCAGUUUUGUAUGCGCUAGUGAAGGAGCUGACUAUUUAUAUUUUUUCAAAGACACCACCAGUAUGGAUGGAAACUAUGGUUGUUACUGGAAAUAAAUCACACACACAAGACGAACCAUAUGAAAAUAAAUCAACGCCGUGGAAUGAAAAAUGCUUUGCUUUCUCAA
Molecule: messenger RNA, 1627 nt
Organism: Selaginella moellendorffii
Lineage: Eukaryota; Viridiplantae; Streptophyta; Lycopodiopsida; Selaginellales; Selaginellaceae
Product: glyceraldehyde-3-phosphate dehydrogenase, cytosolic
Exons: 13
Coding region: 144-1448 (434 amino acids)
Biological process (GO): glucose metabolic process
Molecular function (GO): NAD binding; NADP binding; oxidoreductase activity, acting on the aldehyde or oxo group of donors, NAD or NADP as acceptor
Source: RefSeq, a predicted model, not a curated record